Messenger RNA from Penicillium robsamsonii, 195 nucleotides. Its product is annotated as Polyketide synthase enoylreductase. Bases 1 to 195 code for a protein of 64 amino acids. Lineage: Eukaryota; Fungi; Ascomycota; Eurotiomycetes; Eurotiales; Aspergillaceae. The transcript has a single exon. The record is from RefSeq and is a predicted model, not a curated record.
AUGUUCAAAGACUUUUAUAUUUUGUGUAUUCUAAGAGGCAAAGGACUGCCACGAAUCCAAGCUGUACAGAUUGCAAAGGCCUUUGGACUACGACCUAUUGUUGUUGAUGCGGGCAGUAAAAAGCGUGAUCGGUCAUUGAAGAUGGGGGCAGAGCAUUUCGUUGAUUUCAAGGAGUUCCUGGAUACCGUUCCUUGA